This is a messenger RNA of Pocillopora meandrina, 3338 nucleotides long. The record is from the annotation of a GenBank genome assembly. Lineage: Eukaryota; Metazoa; Cnidaria; Anthozoa; Scleractinia; Pocilloporidae.
UAAUCCUUCCCGCCUCACCAGCGAUAUCUAGUAGUCAUCGAGAAGAUGUCGAGGAAAACGCUAGCAUUUGUCACAGGAAAUCAAAACAAACUAAAAGAGGUAAGAAUUGUUACUAUUAUUAUUUCUUACAGAUAAGCAUUAUUUAUUAAAUUGCUGUUAAUUUUGAUCAAUCACCUUUAAAUACCGGGGUUUCAGGUAGAGUGAAAUAAAUCAUGUUGUAGAUUUCUUUAUGCAGGCCUCAUCUUCUCAUUCACUGUUGAUAAACUCGAUCUGAUUAGAAAUUAAUUUGAAGAACAACCUUUCAUAGUAUGUCUCGAAUUCUAUCGUGAGAACAAUCGUCAAUGAAUGUACGCGCGUUCAGUACUUUGAUCAAGGCGUUUUGAUCGAACCACUAUCGUUAUCCUGAAUAGCGUGACACUUCGGUCACGCUAUCAGUAAUUGCUUUGCAGUUAGAGUUAGGAUGAGAAUCGAGGCUUAGAAAAGUAGAUCUCCCCGUCAGUUCAAGAGAGAAGGUGUUUUACUUUGAGUUAUGAAUAAUAUUGGUGUUCGUUGAUCUGAUUCUGGCUCGAUUUCUGUUUCGUUCAUUUCCUAAGGUGGUUGCCAUCUUAGGGGACUCAUUUCCAUGGAAAGUGGAGUCUAGAAAUAUAGAUUGUAAGUAUGUGCAGUUACAUACCUUUUUAAGCUACCUAUUAAAAAGAUUGUUUAGUAUGUAAGUUAAUGCCAAUUGUGUGGUUGACUGCGUGCGUGACACUUUCAUGGGCUUAUUCUUGUUAUUACAACUGCAGUAUUUUUUGUUCCUAGUGUAUUUUCUAACAAUCAGAAUACCACAAGAGGGGUAUUGCAGGAAUAAACAAUUUCCCCUAGUUUCUCAUCUAUAAAUGGGAGGGAGAGUUGUACUUUCUGGCAACCCACUGUUGACAACCAGCUGUUCAAUGUAUUGCCUACAUGUACUUACAGUUAACCCUUUAACCCAUAAGAGUUACUGGCAACUAAUUUCUCCACACGAUAUCAUUCCUAAAUUGUGCAAGGUCAUGAGAAAAAAGGAAAUGAUCACCAACUAAAGAAGUUCUUGACUGUUAAACAUAUUCUCCUUGUCAACACCCAUAGGAAAUGUAUAGAGAACAGUAUGGAGAAUAUUCACACUGAUUAUAGGUAGUAAAGGAUUGAUGAAGAUGAUUUUAAAUACACAACCCAUAUCCCUAUUCCUGUAGUACCUGAAUUUCAAGGUGAACCAGACGAGAUAUCUAAGGAGAAAUGCAAAGUUGCUGCCAAAGAGGUUUGAGACACAUUAAGUUAUCACUUCCUUAACUGAAUAAUUUCAAGAAAUAUGGUGAUCUUGAAUUGUCACAGAUUUUCAAUCAAACAAAAUCCGGGAUGAUGAUUUUAUCUCCUUCUGUUAGGUUGGAGGCCCAGUCAUAGUAGAAGACACAUGUCUAUGUUUUACAGCAUUAGGAGAUCUCCCAGGACCUUAUGUGUGAGUAUAAUAUAGUAAUUCUUGUGUAAACACUGAUGAAUGAUAGAAUUAUUAUUAGAAAAAGAUGUGACAAAGAUACCCUAGUUGGAAGACAUGUUUUUAAUUAUAUUAUAUAUAUAUAUAUAUAUAUAUAAUGUUUUCUCAGACACACCAAUUUGUAAGGGGGAUAGUGCUCUCUGACCAUAUACCUGUAAUGACAGUUGUACUUCCUUCCACUGCCUAUUGGGGGUGGGAAGAGACCCUAAAGAAGCAACCAGUCAGUUAAUUGCCUUUAUUUCUUACAAUUUAGCCUUGGUAUGUGUAUGGUUUCAGGGAAGGUGGAGUUUGGAAGACAACUUUUUAAUUGAUUUAUUGUGAAUCAGCUGCAAAAGUGGAUGAUAUAGAAUAAUUGAACCAAACGUUUUCCCCUUUUUUUAGGAAGUGGUUCUUAAAGAAAUUAGGACCUGAAGGUACUAUUAAUAGACUUUGAUUGUUAUAAUGAUUGAACAUUGAAAGAUUUCCAAUUUCUGUAACAACUAACAAGACAUUAAUUUUCAUUUUUGUAAGACUGGUGUUGUUUUAAUGCAACUUAUAGCUGUUACAUUAAUAACCAAUGAACCAAAUAUAAAGCUGUACCCUAUCACACUCUGUAUCCUUUAAAGAAGCACAAGAGGAGUGGAUGAGAGUAUAAUUUUUAUAAUUAUGCUGGAAAAGAGGCCACACAAGAGACUGAGCUGGGAAGGGUAGUCCUGUCUAUUAAUGCCAACAAUGAGUUAAACAUACAAAAGAAAGACCUCCCUCUAUAAUUUAGACCUGACUUUCCUGCAUCUUACAGCAGGUUCAUUUUUCCAGCAUAUAAGCCAAUGCAUUAAAAAUACACUCUCUUGUAUGAUUAACCAAAAACUAAUUUUUAUGUUAAUUUGAAAUUGAUUUUAGGUCUACACAGACUCCUGACAGGAUGGGAGGACAAGUCUGCAUAUGCACUCUGUACUUUUGCAUAUUCAACAGGAAACCUUGAGGACCCUGUUUUACUAUUUAGGGGAAAGACAAUGGUAUGUCAUGAUGAAUGACUUCCUUGAGGUUUCUAUUUACAUGUCUUGGUGAAUUAUAUUAUACAAGUUAUUUUAUUCAUGUAGGGAAAAAUUGUAGAACCCAGAGGUCCAAGGAAUUUUGGAUGGGAUCCAUGUUUCCAACCAGAUGGCUUUGAUCAGACGUAAGUUUUAGUAAUUAAAUACACUUAGCAGUCAGAUGUCAACAGAAGUAGACACACUUUAAAUUCAUAAAAUUAUACAUAAAAUUAUAUGUGUAGCUACAGUGUAGAUGCACACAUUUUCAUAUCCUGACUUUGCGACAAAUAAAUGUAAAUUUUUUAUUUGAUGGGGGAUUUCUUGUGUCCAAUGUUUUUUUCAUGAAACUUCAUGAUUGUAUUUAUACGAGGUGAUUACAUAGUCCUUGUGCUUACCUUUAUUUUAUUUAUUUCGUGAUUUGUGAGUUUUUUCAAAUUACAAUGUCAUUUAAAGUUUGGUGUGUCAUUUUACCUCUUCAAGUGUUUAAUAAGCUGUAACUGGUGCCAUUCAAUUUAACUGUUUGCAAUUAAAGAUGCACCAGAUAAAAUUAUACAGAUCUAAGAACACACUUUGUCAAAGAGCAAGUAGAUGUUCUCAUUUGAUUCUUCUUCUUCAGAUAUGCAGAAAUGCCAUCAGAAAUCAAAAAUGAAAUAUCACACAGAGGCAAAGCUGUUAAGGCUUUAAAAGAAUUCUUUGAAGAAGGUGAAGAACCAGAACACAAAAAAGCAAGAAACCUUAAUGAGGAAACAUGAUUUCUUCCACUAUACAGUAUCAGUGAUGUACAUUUGACUAGUUUAUUGCUGAAUAAAAAAAUUCCC